ACACAGCCGGCUAUAGAUAACGGGGUGAUGGAGUCCAACUGCCGCAAACUCGUCUCCGCCUGUGUCCAGCUAGAGAAAGAGAAGAGCCAGCAGGGCAAGAACGAGGAUGCGGGGCCCGAAGACCCCUCCAAAAAGAAGAGGCAGAGGCGGCAGAGGACUCACUUCACCAGCCAGCAGCUGCAGGAGCUGGAGGCCACCUUCCAAAGGAACCGGUACCCGGACAUGUCCACCCGGGAGGAGAUCGCCGUCUGGACCAACCUCACCGAAGCCAGGGUUAGGGUUUGGUUCAAGAACCGCCGAGCCAAAUGGAGAAAGAGAGAGAGGAACCAGCAAGCCGAGCUUUGCAAAAACGGCUUCGGCCCCCAGUUUAACGGCCUCAUGCAGCCCUACGAUGACAUGUACCCCGGCUACUCCUACAACAACUGGGCGGCCAAGGGCCUGACCUCCGCUUCCCUCUCCACCAAAAGCUUCCCUUUCUUCAACUCCAUGAACGUCAACCCCCUGUCUUCUCAGAGCAUGUUCUCCCCUCCCAACUCCAUCUCCUCCAUGAGUAUGUCUUCGAGCAUGGUCCCCUCCGCCGUCACCGGGGUCCCCGGCUCCAGCCUCAACAGCCUGAAUAACUUGAACAACUUGAGCAACCCUUCCCUGAAUUCUGCGGUGCCCACGCCGGCCUGUCCUUACGCCCCUCCGACACCUCCUUACGUUUAUAGGGACACGUGUAACUCCAGUUUGGCCAGUCUGAGACUUAAAGCCAAGCAGCACUCCAGUUUUGGCUACGCCAGCGUGCAGAACCCCGCUUCCAACCUGAGCGCUUGCCAGUACGCGGUGGACAGACCCGUGUGAGAAGACCCCCCCCCAGUAAGGAAACACUGCAUGGGAAGCCCUCCCCGUGGUCCCCGCAGAGACUUGAGAAUGACACUAGAAAGUAAUGGGCACUAGAGAGAAAGAGAGAGGAGGAAAAAUCAAGAGAGAGAGAGAGAAAGAGGAAAAGAGAAAGAGAGAGAGAGAGAGGAGGAAAAAAAAAAAAAAGAGGAAACCACUGAAAUAAGAUAGUUCCUUUGUUUUCAAAGGACCUCCUACAGAUUCGGAGAUCUUUCUUUCACUAAGAGUAUUUCAGCAGUUACAAGGACAUAUAUAUAUAUAUAUGGACAAAUGUUUGACUGGAUAUGAUAUGACAUUUUAAUGUUACUAUAAGCUUGUUAUUUUUUAAGUUUAGCAUUGUUUAACAUAAAAAUGACUGAAAGGAUGUAUAUAUAUUGAAAUGUCAAAUUAAUUUUAUAAAAGCAGUUGUUAGUAAUAUCACAACAGUGUUUUUAAAAAGGUUAGGCUUUAAAAUAAAGCAUGUUACACAGAAGCGAUUAGGAUUUUUUCGCUUGCGAGCAAGGGAAUGUAUAUACUAAAUGCGACACUGUAUGUUUCUAACAUAUAAUUAUUAAAAAAAAAAGACCCCAUUGUGUGAAUAUCAGUUUUAGAAUAGUACCUCUGGUGGAUGCAAUGAUGUUUCUGAUAUUGCAAUGUAAAACAUGCCCUGUGUAUAACAUUUCGUACAAUAUUAUUGUUUUACUUUUCAGCAAACAUGAAAACAAACAAAAAAAAAUGUGUUUUAUUUCAUGGGAGUAAAAUAUACAGCAUACAGUUU
Calidris pugnax (ruff) is the source of this 1639-nucleotide messenger RNA. It is a transcript of the gene PITX2, whose product is annotated as paired-like homeodomain 2. The transcript is spliced from 4 exons. The record is from RefSeq and is a predicted model, not a curated record. Lineage: Eukaryota; Metazoa; Chordata; Aves; Charadriiformes; Scolopacidae. Gene Ontology annotation, biological process: regulation of transcription by RNA polymerase II; anatomical structure morphogenesis. The coding region runs from base 28 to 843 and encodes 271 amino acids. Gene Ontology annotation, molecular function: DNA-binding transcription factor activity, RNA polymerase II-specific; RNA polymerase II cis-regulatory region sequence-specific DNA binding. Gene Ontology annotation, cellular component: nucleus.